Molecule: messenger RNA, 2997 nt
Organism: Cyphellophora attinorum
Lineage: Eukaryota; Fungi; Ascomycota; Eurotiomycetes; Chaetothyriales; Cyphellophoraceae
Exons: 4
Coding region: 1-2997 (998 amino acids)
Source: RefSeq, a predicted model, not a curated record
AUGGAACGUAAGGAAACACCUUUGGACGACAUUGCAAGCUCGAUUGCUAGUGGGCACGAUGUCGCGCCAGAUCGGAUCAGUGAAAAGGCCGAAGAGGCGACCACGGUACAUUGGUACAGGAGCACGCUGUUCAACAUUUUCCUGGUAGGAGUCAUCUCUUUGACUCAGUCGGGCCUGUGGGCUGCCUUGAACAAUACUGGUGCUGGUGGUCAACAGAAGCCGUAUCUGGUCAUAGGCUCAACUGCGAUCAUCUUUGGCGUGAUGACCAUAGGCUGUCCGCUUGCCGCCAUCCUUCUAAACAGAAUUGGACCGAAGCCAAUGCUGAUCGUCAGCACCUUGGGUCUCGCGCCAUACUCAGCCUCGCUGUAUCUAAACAAUCGAUAUGGUCUCGAGUGGUAUGUGCUGUUCGGUGCUGUGCUCACCGGCAUCUCUGCUUCUGCCGCUUGGACCACGGAUACCGCUAUUGCGAUCACGUAUGCUCCUUUACAGCAGAUGGGCACGUACCUUGCAAUCUGUCUUGGACUGCGAGAGCUCGGUCAGAUUUUAGGUGCCGCCAUAGCUUUAUCAGUGAAUCACUCAAUCGAUCAUCUCGGAAAAGUGUCUUACAAGACUUACCUCAUAUUCAUCGGCAUAGAAUGCCUUGGCCUUCCGCUGGCGUUUUUGUUCUCCUCGCCGCGGAAAGCGUUGCGCUCAGACGGCUUGACAGUGGCAUCCGUUGUGCAGCACCGACGCGCACAAUUAUCCUUCAACGACGUUUUGUCCGUCUUGCGACAGAAGUGGUUGCUGCUGCUCAUUCCAGUCUCCAUCUGUUUCCAAUGGAAUAAUGCGUACCAGGGCAUAUAUUUGACCAGCUACUUCACUGUGCGGACUCGCACUCUGGCCUCACUAACUCUAAAAGUCGAUCGACCGACCAAAGCCAAGUGCAUUGUUGUUUCGUUCUCGGUGUUCGUGGUGUCGUUGCUAGCGUGGCAGAUCUCGAAUGAGUACAAAUACUCGCAGGAAGCGAGCACCAGCAUUGAUUGGACCAGCAAAGAAUUUGGACGCGCUUUUACCGUGCACAUCUUGGUGCGUUUCUUCAACGAAGCCCAUGUUGUAGCCGUUUUCUGGUUUGUUGGCGCCUUUACAUCAGAUCCACGGGCGAUAGCAUCUGGCUGUGGUCUGGUUAAUGGCUUUGAGGCGUUAGGAUCGACUAUCAGCAAUGCCAUCGGGUCGUCAGCGAAAAUUGCUCCUGGAAUCAAUCUGUGGAUCGCGUUUGCGUUGUUCACUGCGAGCAUCGGACCAACUGUACGAGUAGCGUGGAUGGUGCCAAAGACGCCUCAAGGCCAUGACGGGAUGGCUGUUCGAGGUCUCGAAUCUGAAAGGUAUGGCAAGUCCAUGGCUCCCAUCAGGAUCGCUGCGCCAGAGCCAGUUGUUUCAUCGGCCAAGGUGGACAGCGAAAUUUCGCCCAGAACCACCGCGUUUCGUGGGAAGUUUCUUUGGGUCAAUCACGAUGCCAACAACAUGAAAGCGCGCCCGAACCGGCACCAGGUCUUCACACACGUACAAAGUCAGUAUCGACCCUGGAAGAAGAGACAUAAUCUCAUCGCCAGCAAGACGCCAUCUACGUCUCUAGUGCCCUCUGGUAGCGAUCCUCAUGUCGAUGAAGAGGGCCACCCAAAAGAUGUCCCAUCACCAUCAUCAAUAUUGCGCAAGGGAAAUUCCGAUCCAUUUUCAGCUUUGCCUGUGACCGUCGGCCCGGAAGAAAAUCAACUCAUAGUCUUCUACCGGGACUUCUACUUGAAGUAUCAGUACGGAGGCAGUUAUCCCACCAGGGAGCACCUCGCGCGCCGUGAUUGGAAGGACUCGACGAAAGGCCUACAGGACAUAGGCAUCGCACAUGGUUCCUUUGCGCGAUGGGGUUACAUGGUCAAGAAUCCACGCCUCUACGCUACGGCCUGUAUGCAUCAGUUGAAGGCGACGCAAUCGCUUCAGCGGAAGAUUGCAAGCGGGGCGGAUUUGCAAACCUACGACAACUACAUGCAUUUGAAUAUGCUGUAUUCUGCAGAGACUCUGCGCCGGAAUGCUGCUGGAGCCCGCGUGCAUGGUGAGAUGCUCCGGUCAAUGUUCGAAGAAGCCUGGUCCCGGGGCACUCUAGACUACACCUUGCUUGUGUACCAGGUGCACAACGAUGUCCAAACAGGCGCGAGUUUGCUUGUCCCGACGGUGUUCGACUUCGAGGAGUUCGUUCCGACGGUGCUUUCGUCCCUGAAGCGGUCUUGUAUCGAUCUGACAGAGCUGACUGACUCUGAGUCCGAAUCAGUCAGAGCCUCAAUGAACAGCUCUAUAUCCGGGUCUCUGGCGGACGUCUUUGUAGAGACUCGGUCGUUCUGGGCAAGCCUGAGGAAGAAAGCUAACCCCCUUGACGACACGGAGCCCGCCAGCGUGGUCCUGGUAAACUCAUUGACUCCCUUGAGGAACAUCGGUAAGUUGGUGAGCCUUUACAUCGUAAUUAGGGAUCGGUUGAAGUGGAAGCUAGAACUAUCUCAGCGGGUGGUCCUUCUAGCUCAUGCCUUCCUGACAUUGGCGGCAAUUUACACGACCAAGAGUGUUGAUUGUGAUGCUUGGAUUUUGGGCAGACCACUUUUCGACAUGCGUCCUGAAAUCAUUCCAGCACUACGCAACUCCUUGGUCGAAUUCAACACGAUUGCCGUCGACUCAGAGCGCCAAAAAUUUGCGACGGCUCGGGUGUGGGCGCUCUACGUUGGCGCCAUGUGCGAGCAACAGUCUUUGUUACACGCGGAGACUGACGCCCGUUGCUUCUUCCACAACCACCUGGCUAUCGAGGCUGGUGCUCUUGGCUUGACAAGCUGGAAAGCGAUACAUCCUGUGUUGGAGGGCUUCGUUUACAGCGAUAAGAUGAGACCGUCGGGUGAGUUGUGGUUCAACCGUCUCAUGGCUGCGCCGGCGACGACAGAGCCAGCAAAACCAGCCACAGCUCAUGAUGCACAUAAUAGCUGA